AUGUUUCAAGUGCCUGUGGAAAAUCUGGACUAUGUCAGAAGUAUGCGGCCAUGGGUGAAGAGCAUGCUUCUGAAGAUUGGACUUGACAGAAGCAAAGAAUUGCUGAAGGGUCUUAAAGGCUUUGACCCAAGUGACAGAUACUUUUAUAAUACAUCUUGGCCAGAUGUUGCUCCAGGGGAAUUUUUCAGGAAGAAAAUGAGGUACCGAAGCAAACCAUACUGCUGUAGCCUCUGCAAAUACUCAGUAAAUGUGCUUGCUUCUCUCAAAAAUCAUUUGCAUCGUUGCCAUGAAGAUGAGGCCGACCAAGAGUUGCAGAUCCAGUGUCCAGAUUGCUCAUUUGCUUCACGGCCUGAUGUGGUGAGUGAGCACUUCUGGUUGUUCCAUGAAGCUGCUGUGAAAGUUCACAGCCCCAAGGACAAGGUUCUGGGCAAUGGGAAGCCACUGAAGGGUUAUAUAAGACAUUUCACAUGUUUAAAAUGUAACUUUUCCAACACUUCCUUCUGUAGCAUGAAGAAGCAUGUGCUGAUCACCCAUUUUCACUCUUUACUUAAUGCCUAUGUUGGCCUUCAAACUAAGGAAGACCAGCAACAGCCAACAGCCAGUGAUAUUCUUUCUGUGGCAAGCACUCUACCACCUGAAAGAUACUUUUGUAAAAAGUGUAGUACCAGUAUGCGCAGCCAGGAUGAUCUGAUGGCCCAUAUUUUGACAUCAGAUAUACACAAGGAUUUGGAGAAUAAGUUGAGGUCUAUAAUUUCAGAACACAACAAGAGGACGGGGCUUCGGAAGCAAACACCCAUUGUUCCAAAGGCAGGCUUGUCCAGACCACCAGGGCUGCACAGCAGGGCUACAUACGCAGCUGCUCCAGCCAAGCCACCUUGGUCUCACCUUGCCUUGGCACAGAACACACCAAGCCCAGCCAUGGUACAGCCAGUGACCUUGGCCCAACCUGUGACCUCUGCCAAUGUACAGCCACCAAAGGGGGUCCCAGGCUCUUCCUGGAGCCUCACCAAUUCUCUUUCUGAUACUGCCCAGUCCCACGUGGCUUUUAGCCCUCUACCUGUGGGCCAGACCAACCUCACACUGAGGCCUUCAGCUCCCUCAACUGACCUUUACUCAGGCAAGGCUUCACCUAAUAAGCCUGUAGACCCUCCUGCACUAUCUGUGAGCCAGCCACUUGGGCCUGUGAAUAAGUCUGUUGGAGUGAACAAUCACUCAAUGAGUCAAGCCAUCCAAUCUGGGAUUUUACCAUUCACACAGCCCAUGAGGUCUACAAGUCGACCAGUGGGACCUGCAGUCGGAUCAGUGGGGCUUACAAGCAGGCCAGUGGAGCCCACAAGUGGACUGAUCAGGCCUGGUACUCUGACUUCUGGCUUUUCAAAAAACCCUGGGGUUCUCCAGACCACAUCACCAGGAACAAUUUCUGUGGGUCAGGUGGUCUCAUUGGCAGGCCUUCCGGAGGGUCAGAUGACCCCUGCUUCUGUGAUUCCUGCACAGACUGUAGCUUCUGGGCUUCUCCCCACUGGCCAAGCAGUACAGUCCAGAGUUCUCCAUGUAGGUCAGACAGCCCCCUCACAGGUUCUUACCUCUUGUCAGACUGUGUCCUGUAGGGUUUUCCCUACAGGUCAAGUGGUAUCACCUGGGUUGCAACCCCCCCAACAACUUGUGGUCUCAGAUAUCCUUGUGAACCAGGGUGUGAGCUCUGGUAUUCCUCUGCUUGGUCCAUCAGUUAGGCCCAGUAUGCUUCAGCUCAAUCAGUCUGUUGGCACCAGCAUCCUGCCGGUGAGCCAGUUAGUAAGAGCUGACACUUCACAGAACACCAUGUUCCUCAAGUCAGGUUCUGUUUUCAGGAAGCUCCUUCUAACAGGAACACAGGUCAAUGGGAAGCCCCUUUACAUGCUGGACCCCAUGCCUGUCACUCUGCCUAUUCCUCAGGGUGCUAGCCUCAUGACUGUUUCAUCCCAGGUGUCUACGCAGUUCCUAUCCCCCAGUAUGGGUAUGCAGAUUUCCAGUGCUCCAUCCAGCUUGUCUUCCUCCCAGGGGCUGGUAAGCAGUGCAGACCAGAACAUAUUUGUUCAGGUCUCUUCACCUGAGGUAGAUAUGAAUCUGGUUGCCAGACAGGCCAAGCAGUGGAAAAUCUGCCCAGUUUGCAAUGUGUUCUUCCCAUCCAAUGUCUACCAGGCUCACAUGGAAGUGGCUCACAAACAAAGUGAGUUCAACUCCAGUGAGAAACUUGAACCGGUAAAGCUGGCAGUGCAUGCACCAUUUCUAAAGUGGACAAGAGAGAAGGCCAUGCGUUGCCUCUCCUGCCAAUGCCUAGUCUCAGAGGAGGAGCUAAUGUACCACUUACUUACACAUGGCGUGGGGUGCCUGUUUUGCCCAUGUACUUUCCACAGCAUACAGGGUCUCUUGGAGCACAGCAAAAUUAAACACCUUGGGAGGAAGAAGCUAUUGUUGGAUUAUAGUAACAGGGGCUUCCAGUUGAGCCUAGAUGCUGAAGGCAACCUGUUGUUCCCCCAUCUUGAUUUCAUCAUCACUCUGCCAACAGAGGAGAUUGGAGAACAGGAGGUCUACCUGGCUAUCCUCUCAGGGUUAUACUCCACAUCGCUGGUGCCCUUGUAUGUUAAGAUGAGGUCUCAGGUUAAGGUAACUCAGCUCAGCAAACAAGAGCUGACCUGUUCCCUCUGUUUGAGCACAUUUAUGGUAGCCAAUGCCUACAUGUUACACUUGAAGGACAGACACCAUAUUAUGCCCACGGCCUGUACAGUACUCAGUUCUCCCACCUUUAGGUGUGUCCACUGUGGUGGGAUCUACCCUGGAAGCUUGACUCUGGAGGCCAUCGCUCUUCAUUUGCUGCAUUGUGAACAUGCUCCCAAAGAUAGCUCAGACCUGCAAGUUCGGUCCAGUUUUCUUGAGAACAGUGAACUGCAGUUUGCCAAUGAGGAAAAGGUUACUGAUUCUACCUGUCCCUUAAAAAGAAAGUGGCCAGAUGGUCAUUUGGAGCCAGAAGACCAGAAGAGGGAUGAGAAAGGGCCCUUGCAUGUACUGGGUAAUGAAGCAUCUGAUCCGGAAGAAGGGACUAGUGCUGUGCUUUUGAAGAGACAAAGGAAUGAAAGCACAACUAAGGAACUGGAGGCCAGUAAUGAUUUACUCCAGAUCCUAGCAUUAGAUCCUACCAAAUGCAAAGACUACUCCUCUGAGAAAAAAAAGCAGUUUCUUAGAGAUUAUUUCCAAAAGAAACCAUAUCCUAGCAGAAAAGAAGUUGAAUUAUUGUCUUUAUUCUUGAAGAUGGAAAAAAUUAAUGUGGCUUUGUUUUUUGGAACAAGAAGAUAUAUUUGCUUGAAGGCAAUAGAAGUCCAGAGACCCUCAAUACUUCUAGGUUUUGAUAUGUCUGAACUUAAAAAUGUUAAACACAGACUGAACUUUGAGUAU
This is a messenger RNA of Meriones unguiculatus (Mongolian gerbil), 3429 nucleotides long. RefSeq names its product activity-dependent neuroprotector homeobox protein 2-like. NCBI's taxonomy places the organism in Eukaryota, Metazoa, Chordata, Mammalia, Rodentia, Muridae. The annotation marks the transcript as partial. Gene Ontology annotation, biological process: regulation of gene expression. Gene Ontology annotation, molecular function: DNA binding. The record is from RefSeq and is a predicted model, not a curated record. Gene Ontology annotation, cellular component: nucleus. The transcript has a single exon.